This is a messenger RNA of Scheffersomyces stipitis CBS 6054, 1062 nucleotides long. Its product is annotated as Lac1p. The record is from RefSeq and is a predicted model, not a curated record. Gene Ontology annotation, biological process: ceramide biosynthetic process. The transcript has a single exon. The annotation marks the transcript as partial. Gene Ontology annotation, molecular function: sphingosine N-acyltransferase activity. NCBI's taxonomy places the organism in Eukaryota, Fungi, Ascomycota, Pichiomycetes, Serinales, Debaryomycetaceae. Gene Ontology annotation, cellular component: membrane.
AUGCAAUCGAACGAGUCGCUCGAAAGAGAAAGAAUAUACCAGAAAUCGUUCUUGGCGUCAGUAGAACGGAAUCAGAUCCCCAUAUCCCGUACAAUUCUACUCUCGCUAUACUUUCUCCAUUACACAUCACCAGUCUUCCACUCGUACACGUCCAAGUUUCUCUAUUUGCAGAACCAGACGGACAUCAUCUUCGAUGCCAAAACAGGAAAAGCGCAUCCCCUCUACGACAUAAGCAUCGAUGAUGCUUACUACGUUGGCUUCUAUGUGAUCGCCUUAACUUUUCUCAGGUCCAUUCUCAUGCAAUGGUGUUUCAGCCCUAUCGCUUCGAGAUUUUGCCAGAUCUACUCCAACAAGGCUAAAGUCAGAUUUGCCGAACAAAGUUGGUCAUUUGUCUAUUAUUCUUUUUCAUUUAUUUACGGGGUGUUGUUGUAUGUCCAUUCGCCGUACUUCCUUAAUUUAGACAACGUCUAUCUUGGAUGGCCCAAUUUCCCAAUGACAGCCCUGUUCAAAAGAUACUAUCUCAUCUCCAUAGGCUUCUGGCUUCAACAAAUCUUUGUGUUGAACAUCGAGCAGAAGAGAAAAGACCACUACCAGAUGUUCAGCCAUCACAUCAUCACGUGUUUGUUGAUCAUUGGUUCCUACUACUAUUACUACUUCCGCAUCGGCCAUCUCAUCCUCAUGAUCAUGGACUCCGUAGAUAUCUGUUUAUCGGGUGCAAAGAUGUUGAGAUACGCUGGCUUCUCCACUGCAUGUGAUGUCAUGUUCCUCUUUUUCUUGAUAGCCUGGAUCGUCUUGAGACACGGAGUGUACAACUACAUCUUCUACCAUGCCUACAGUAAAGCUGAGUUCUUGAUGGCUGAUGGCGAAUGCAUACCCGGCGCAAUUCAGAAGAGAUGCUGGACACCAGCGGUUAUCAACUUCUUCUUGUCGUUAUUGGGAGGCUUACAGAUCAUCACAAUCAUCUGGAUGUACUUGAUCAUGAAGGUAGCCAUCAAGGUUAUUGCUGGUUUGGGAGCUGAAGAUGUAAGAAGUGACGAAGAUGAUACUGAAUUGGAAGAUGAC